AUGGCGGAACCAACACCCCCGCUCCCCCCAGUCUCCCCCGAUUCAGGUCCCACGGACCCAAACCUCCCCAAAGUGCCUUCCGGGUGGAUACCGCAAUUCGAUAACACCUCCCGCAAAUACUACUACGUCCAAAUCGCUACCGGCGUCUCGCAGUGGGACAUGCCUACCUCCGCCGCACCCGCGGUUCCCGGCGCUUCGCCCGCCGGCACACCCGCCCAGGGCGCCAAUCCGUACGAUGCACCACACCAGCAGCAGGGACUAGGAGGCGGUGAGGGCACGAGGGGGGUCGAUGGACAGACGGGUGAGAGGAGUGGCGGCUUGGGAGGCAUGGCUAUGAAUAUGCUGAGUGGUAAGCAAAGCGGCGGCGGACAAGGUGGUGGAGGUGGUCUCGUAGGCAGUCUUGCCUCGAGCUUCCUGGGUGGCGGGAAGCAGUCUGGCAGUGGGGGUCACGGUGGCUCAGGCGGUGGAGGAGGUGGGCUUGUAGGACAGCUUGCCAGCGGUCUGCUCGGCGGUGGGAAGCAGUCCCAUGGACAGACUGGAGGUCAAGGGCAGCAGAGUGGUCAACAUCAACAAUCGGGCGGUUUGGGAGGGUUGCUUGGGGGUGUGCUUGGCGGUGGUGGUGCUCAUGGCCAGAAACCUACGGAUUAUGGUUACAGUCAUGGAGCAGGUGGUAACACGUAUACAGGUCAGGCACCGCCCUCGGCGUAUCAACCUGCAGGCCAACACGGCACUCCUGGAUACGGCAGCCCAGCUCCGAGUUCCACGGCGGGCCAGUAUGGUAGCCCAGCUCCUCCGGUAAGACAGAGAUCUCGUUCCUUUUCGUUCGGCAAUCGCUUGGCUUUCAAUGAUCCGGCUCCGAGGCGCGCUUCUUCAGAGCCCAACGACGCUCAUCCACGAACAAUGUGCCUGGGCCCACCACAAAGAGCUCGAGUCGAACGUGCUAUAGAUGAAAGAAGUAUAUCCUCCGACGACACUGGCCAAUAUCAACCACCAGGACAGUACAAUGCUCCGCACAGUGGCCACACCAGCCCACCUGCAGGCCAAUACCACUCUCCACCUCCGCAUGGUCAGCCAUCCUACGGAGCUCCAGCUCCUUCCUACGGCGCACCAGGUGCACACGACCAAUACGGUACGCAGCAGCACGGCGCCCCUUCGGGGCAGUAUAACCCCCCAGGCCAACACGGAGCUCCAGGCCAGUACAAUCCACCCGGUCAGCACGGCCAGCACGAACAGUAUGGCUCCCAGCACGGGACGCCAGGCCAAUACCCCCCGCCAGGCCAAUCGCCCUACGGUGCCCCGAACCCAUCGUAUGGAGGCGGGAAUAACCAGUACCCCCCGCCACCAGGGCAAUACAACCCAGGAGGCCAGUCGCAUGACCAGUACGGCCACGGAGGUCACGGUUCUCCUCCGCCUCAGCAGCAGUAUGGCCAGGGAGGCCAUGGCGCUCCGCCAUCUCAGCAGUACGGCCACGAAGGUCAUGGUGCUCCACCGCCUCAGCAGCAGUAUGGCCAGGGCUAUGGAGAUCAGGGCCAUCAGCAGCCGGGCCAGUACGGCCAGGGUGGGUAUCCAGGACAGGGCGCGCAUGGUCAGCAACAACAGCAGCAUGGUGGCCAGCCAGGUGGGUAUGGCAGUCAUACACCGCAGCCGCCGCAGCCAGGAUGGUAA
Messenger RNA from Mytilinidion resinicola, 1665 nucleotides. RefSeq lists its product as uncharacterized. The transcript is spliced from 6 exons. Lineage: Eukaryota; Fungi; Ascomycota; Dothideomycetes; Mytilinidiales; Mytilinidiaceae. Gene Ontology annotation, molecular function: protein binding. The record is from RefSeq and is a predicted model, not a curated record. The coding region runs from base 1 to 1665 and encodes 554 amino acids.